CCCAAAAAAUUUACACAAAUAUGACGGAUGAGGUGAACCCGAAAGCCUAUCCCUUGGCAGACGCUGAACUAUCUGCCAAAAUAUUGAAUUUAGUUCAACAAGCUUUGAACUACAAACAGUUAAGGAAAGGAGCCAAUGAGGCAACCAAGACACUCAACCGAGGUCAGUCAGAGUUCAUAGUCAUGGCAGCUGAUGCACAGCCACUAGAAAUCUUGCUACACUUGCCACUAUUGUGCGAAGAUAAAAACGUUCCAUACGUUUUCGUAAGGAGCAAACAAGCUCUCGGCAGAGCAUGUGGAGUGUCAAGGCCUGUUGUGGCCUGUUCUGUCACAGUCAACGAGGGUUCACAGCUAAAGCCACAAAUUCAGAGUAUACAACGAGAAAUUGAACGCCUUCUGGUUUAACAUUUUCAGCUAUUUAACAUCGCGAUGCUAUUAUAGAUAUGUAACCUUUUUUUUAAACCUUGUAAAUAAAUGUAAUUGGUAUAGUAAAGAUUUUUUCUGUAAGUCUGUCAAAUUUCGGUGUAAAAAUCAAAUCGCCAAUCUUUAAGAAGAUUAAUUGAAAAAUUAUUACGUACACUCUAACUCUUGAUUAAAAGUAUUAGUUUCCAUGAUGUUACUUGAAGUCGCAUUCAAACUUGACAAUUAUUGACACCGGAUAAUAAUCAAUUUUUCACACAAGAUUGUAACUGAGAGACUCUAACUUUGCCAACAAACGUUUACUCGACUCAAAGAAGUAUUGAUACUAGUUGUGAAAGCAUUUAAUUUUGACAGUGCGUCAUGCAAAUAUUUAAUUAAUAAUAAUUAUACAGACAUGCACUGGUAGAACGUAUAGUAUUCUUUAGAAAAUCGUGUAUUUCUUAAGACAGUUGAAAUAUUACAACAUAAUUAUCACUAAAUAAUUGAUACUGUAUCUAAAAAUAUUAAGUAUGAAUGUUUCAACCUUAUUUCAAAAUAAAAUUAUAUUUUAAAGCAUUCAUUGUAUUA
Messenger RNA from Copidosoma floridanum, 986 nucleotides. RefSeq names its product NHP2-like protein 1 hoip (gene hoip). Gene Ontology annotation, biological process: ribosome biogenesis. The record is from RefSeq and is a predicted model, not a curated record. Lineage: Eukaryota; Metazoa; Arthropoda; Insecta; Hymenoptera; Encyrtidae. Gene Ontology annotation, cellular component: ribonucleoprotein complex; nucleolus. Gene Ontology annotation, molecular function: RNA binding.